AUGUCAGAACAAAUAACCAGAAAGAAGAACGUUACCGGAGAGAAGGACUCAGAAAGUAAUACGGUUACGAAUAUGCUAGUAGGACCCCAAGUGGAGCAAGCAAGAGCUUCCGGGAUCAAUCAAGAUAUUCAUGGAGGUAAUAAGGACACCAACAUCAAUCAGAACCAAGGAGAUUCGGUUAACCCCAAGAAUCUCGGAUCGAUUUCAAACUCAAAUGAAUCGGUGAAAACUAAAGAUAGCUCGUCUAAGAAUCAAGGAGAUAGUACCAGGAGUGGUAAUCUCGAUUCAACACAAGAGAAAACGAUUGAAGGAACUAAUAAUCCUAAUCCAAAAUCAUCGAAUGCCAUAAUCAUAACGGAAGACCUAGUCGACGAUUGA
This is a messenger RNA of Melampsora larici-populina 98AG31, 378 nucleotides long. RefSeq lists its product as uncharacterized. Lineage: Eukaryota; Fungi; Basidiomycota; Pucciniomycetes; Pucciniales; Melampsoraceae. The record is from RefSeq and is a predicted model, not a curated record. Bases 1 to 378 code for a protein of 125 amino acids. The transcript is spliced from 2 exons.